AGCAGCAGCGUUAGCUUGAGCUUUUCCAGCUAGCAGCAGUGUCUGAGCUGAAUGCUUCAGGAGUUUCAGCAGCCAUGUCUUCAGUUCAGCAUCUGAGAGAGUUCAUCAGCGAGCGCCUAGCUGCUGCUGCUGAGGAAAUAUUCUCCCAGUUUGAGAAAACCAUCGAAGAAGAGCUGGAAGCUCAGCGCAGACUGCUGGAUGUCAGCUGGGAUCCGCGGAUCCGGCUGCGCAGAGUCACCGAACUCCCACAGCAACAUGUUUAUAAGAAGGAGAAGGUUCUGGUGGAUCAUCAACUCUGUAACCAGAAGAACAACUGCAGUCUGGACCAGAAGGAACCAGAACCUGUACCAGGGGCAGAGAGACACGUUGAAUUCUGGGCUUGGCACGAGGACCAGCAUCUUCUCCUGAAGAAGAACUCAGGUCCAGUCAGCGUGCAGAACAAGGUUCUGAACAGCCAACAGCUCAGUGACCAAGACAGGAACUCUAAUGUGGACCACACUGGAGUUUAUUUACAUAGCAAAUUUGACCAGGUGGACCAAGAACCUCUACAGAUCAAAGAGGACCAGGUGGACCCAGAACCUCUACAGAUCAAAGAGGACCAGAUUGACCUCUACUACAGUCCAGACCAGGAGCAGCUGGUUCUGAAGAAGGAAGGUGAUGUCUUCAUGGUUACAGUGGAUUGUGAGGAACGUGAUCAGGCUGAAGCAGAACAGAGCAGUUUGGUUCUGUCCUCUCAAAAAGUAGAAGGCAGUUUGGAUCCAGAUGGUAUUGGACCCUAUUCCUGCAGCACUUGUGGGGAAAGCUUCUCUGACCUUUCAUCUCUGAAGUUCCACCAACAAACUCACCAGGACGAGAAGCCGUACUCUUGCCAGACGUGUUUGAAAAGCUUCGGUCGGCGUGACAGCCUGUUGCGUCACAUGAUCACUCACACCGGAGAGCGACGGUACUCCUGUCAGAUCUGUGGAGACCGCUUCGGCCUGAACAGUCACCUGUUGCGUCACAUGAGAACUCACACAGGUGAGAAGCCUUUUUCAUGUCAGGUGUGUCUGAAAAGCUUCACCCAGAGCAACAGUCUGACGGAUCACAUGAGGAUCCACACGGGGGAGAAACCCUACUCCUGUAAGGAAUGUGGGAAGCGUUUCGUCCAGCGGGGGGCACUGAACGUCCACAUGAGGACUCACACCGGAGAGAAACCGUACUCCUGCAGCAUGUGUGGUAAAGGUUUCAGCCAGUGUAGUCAGGUCAAGGACCAUGUGAGAACUCACACAGGUGAGAGGCCAUACUCCUGUAGUGUUUGUGAAAAACGCUUCACUCAAAGCUGCCACCUGAAGACCCACAUUAGGAAUGUCCACAUGUAGGAGGUCUGAAACCUACAUGUUCUGGUUCUCAUUUCUAAAGCUUGCUUACACACAAAACAGUCUUGUCUCUCUCAUCUCCUUCCACCUAUCCGGGUCCGGGUUGUGGGGGCAGCAUCCCAGCUAGGGAGUUCCAGACUGUCCUCUGCCCGACCUCCUCCACCAGCUCCUCCAGCAGGACCCCGAUGCGCUCCUGGGCCUGUUUGGAGAUGUACUUUCUCCAAUGUGUCCUGGAUCGACCAGGGGGCCUCCUGCCGGCAGGACAUGCCUGAAACACUUCCCUGGGGAGGCGUCCAGGAGGCAUCCUAACAAGAUACCCAAACCACAUCAACUGACUCCUCUCGAUAUGGAGGAGCAGCGGCUCUACUCCGAGUCUCCCCCGAAUGUCCGAGCUCGUCACCCUUUCCCUGAGACUGAGCCCAGCCAACCAGCUGAGAAAACUAAUUUCAGCCACUUGUAUUCGUGAUGUUGUUCUUUAGUCAUCACCCAGAGCUCAUGACCAUAGAUGAGGACUGAGCGGUAGAUUGACCGGUAAAUCGAGAGCCUUGUUUUCCGGCUCAGCUCCUUCUUCUCCACAACAGACCGGUUCAGCAUCUGCGUCACUGCAGACGCUGCCCCAAUCCACCUGUCGAUCUCCCGCUCCCUCCUUCCCUCACUUGUGAACUAGACCCUGAGAUACUUGAACUCCUUCACUUGAGGCAGGACCUCUCUCCCGACCUGGAGUUGGCAAGCCGCCCUUUUCCAGUCGAGAACCAUGGUCUCAGACUUGGAGAUGCCGAUCCUCAUCCCAGCCGCUUCACACUUGGCUGUGAACCUUCACAGCAAGAGCUGAAGGUCAGAGCCUGAUGAAGCUAGGAGGACCACAUCAUCUGCAUAAAGCAGAGAGGAGAUUCUCCUGCCACCAAACUCCACACCCUCAACACCACAGCUGCACCUAGAAACCCUGUCCAUAAACAUUAUGAACGGACUGGUGACAAAGGGCAGCCCUGGCGGAGUCCAACCCUCACUGGGAACAGGUCCGACUUACCCCGGGUUUCCACGGGAGCCGUCAGCAGCACGUUACUGCAGCAGCACGUCUUGCUCGCGUAAGCUGCUGCUUGGCCCUUCCCACGAGACGCGAAUCAGCAGGGGAGCAGAUGUCACCGACAGAGCACGAAGUCACACGAGUGACUUCGUCAGUAAACACAACAACAAGCAGGAGAAAACUACAACAUGGCUCCAAAAUGUUUGUGUUUUUAUGUUCUGUCCGUUUUAUAAUCGCCAAUACGGACCUGAAAAACAAAGGAGACCGCUAGCUAGGUGAUAACUUCUCACGGGGCCACACAGUUAGUAACCUUUUUUAAAGUAAAGCGACCGGAAGGCAGUACGUUCUUUAUUCUGAAAAUCUCGGGAGCUUCUCUCCAUUUCCGCGUCCGAUUUCCUGUCUUUCCUUCCCCAAAAAUGUCGAACUUGACCCGUUUCAGAGGCGUCGCGCGUAGGAAAUAGAACCGGCGUGUAAAGGCCGCGACAUGCUGCUCCUGAGACGCGGCCGACUCGCGCUGCUGACGGCUGCCGACGGCUCCAGUGGAAAAGGUUCUGUUGACCACAGCGGUUCCUAUCAGCAGCUAUGACAUGCUGCUGCAGUAACGUGCUGCUGACGGCUGCUGUGGAAAGCCGGGGUUACUGUCUGCUAUGAGGACCAAACACACACGCCUCUGGUACAGGGACUGAAGGGCCCUUAGCAAAAGACCAUCCACCCCAUACUCCUGGAGUGCCUCCCCAGGGUGCCUCUGGAGACAAGGUUCCCCAAAUCCACAAAACGCAUGUGGAUUGGUUGGGCUAACUCCCAUGACCCCUCCAUCUCCCUAGCAAGGGUAAAGAGUUGGUUCACAUGUCCACGGCCAGGAUGAAAAUCCACAGUACUCCUCCUCUAUCUGAGGUUCAACUAUCAACCUCCUCUCCAGUACCUUGAAGUAGACCUUUCCCGGGAGGCCGAGGAGUGUGAUCCCCCUAUAGUUGAAACACACCCUCUGGUCCCACUUUUUAAAAAUUGGGAUCACCAAUCUGGUCUGUGACUCCAGAGGAACUGCCCCCGAUGACCACGCAAUGUUGCAGAGCCAUGUCAAGCAAGACAUUCCUACAACAUCCAAAGCCUUGAGAUACCUAGGUCGAAUCAUCCACCCUAGGGGCUCUGCCGCUGCUUAGCUGUUUGACUCCAUCAUCAACUUUUGCCCCAGAGAAGCCAAAACAGGCUCUGUCCUUUAAAUGUUAAUUCAGUCUUUGAGGAAUGUGAGGGUUAGAGUGGGGCCAGCAAACAAGUCUAUGGUUUCACAUAAAGCCAUUCUAUUUCUUCUGCCAUGGGGAAUAGGCAGACUAGACACAUCAUUGGCUGGUUCAAAACAGUGCACCUCAAGUCUCACAGUCUGCCAUACACACCAAUGGCAUGCAGAUAAUGCAGCAAACCUCCAUUACAGGAAUGUCUUCCCAAUUCAGCAGCAUAUUCAUAUUAAACACAGUCAUCCCCCUACUCUAAGGACCCUAGAAAGAGGUCUCCUCUGUGACAAGUACUUCAUACAAUGCAGAAGAAUAUGUGUCACCUUUUCUAAUUCACCUCAGUCACAUUUCCCAUCAGGAUGUUUCCUAAGACCACAUUGACCCAACCUCAGCCAUAGAAUCCCUCCUCCAACAACUAAACCAAGAUGCCUCCUACCAUAUGCUGAAGGCCAUAGAGGACCAUGCCUGUCCUCUUACCAGCAUAAGACUCCUGCCAGUGGUUGUCCAAUGAAAUUCAAAAGAGUGUUCCGGACAAUAGGGCUGAACGAUCUAUUGUUUUUGGGCCAAAGUUGCAAUUUUUAACAGAACGAUCACGUGACCAUCAAAGCUGCGGUUCUGACUGGUCCAGGAUCUGUUGUGUCAACAUUUUUUACUUCUGGGGUUUCCCCCUGUGUUACAGCGGCGGCAACAGCCAGCACGGGGGAGGGGGGUGGGGUGUACCGUCCCGGAGCCAAGCCCAAUUCCACAGCUGACCGAGCUGCAUGGUCAGGUUGUUUUCCCUGUUUUAUUUUUCCACACAGCGCUGCUAGAGCUGAUAAUAAUUGCACGGUAGGUGUGUGAGGGAGAGAGAGAGACUGUAGGUGUGGGAGAGAGAGAGAGAUUGUAGGUGUGUGAGGGAGAGAGAGAGAGAGCGAGUGAGACUAUAGCAGACUGAGGGAGAGAGAUCGACUAGGUGUGUGAGGGAGAGUGAGAUUGUAGGUGUGUGAGGGUGUGUGCUGGAAAUCUGUGCAUUAUUGUUAUUUAAUACAUCUGAAAGCUGUUUCUACCUUCAGAUUCAAUCCUUUUAUUUCUGGAGUAGAUCACAAACAUGUUUUUUAUAAAGCACCUCUCUAGAUAAAAAUCGUUGCUUCACAAACACGUUAAAAAAUAAAAAUAUAAUAAUGGGAGAACAUAUAAACAGCUUUAACUGUUUUUAUUAUAUGAUUAGAUAGUAAAUAUUCAUGUGAAUGAUUUGUUGUACUAGAUUAGAGUCUAAACCAUCUUUUGACUAAUAUACAGGAUGGCUUGGUAGGCUAGUGGUGUACCUUUGUUUGAAGAAAAUUGUGAAUUGAACUGAAACCGCAAUUUCUUCUACAAAAAUCGCAAUUCAGUCUUUUCCUAAAAUCGUUUAGCCCUAGCUUGUACAAUAAUAAUUUUGCAGAAAACACUUCAUUUUGAGCUGUCAUCAUCACUUGAUUCCUAAGUCGCAGUUUAAUCUAUCUAGUUUCCAACAGCAUCGCUGCCAUUUCCAGCAGCAGAGCUGGUAUCAGGGACGCCUGAAAGGCGCCACUACAUGCCCUUAUAGCCUUUACCUGGACUACAUCCAACGCUUUCACAUUCAUAGUGUCUGCAGACCCAUACAACAAGCAUCCUAACCCAGAAACAGAUCUAGUGAUUGUCCUAUACACUAUUAUUAAUGGGUCUCUAUCACCCCCACCCCAAUCCGUGAAGGCUAAAUACCUCAGAACAUUGAGAACCCUUCCACACCACAGAUAUUUAAAGCUAGAAACUCAAUUUCAUUUGCACCUAUCUGUCCGGAUCUUUUUUGUUACUCUUAUUUUUGAACACCAACUACUUUGUCUUAUCUGUAGAAAGCAUAAAACCCCAGUGUCUAGUCCAAUCCACCAGUCUGUCCAGACAGUCCUGUAUCUUCUGAAUAUGUGCUCAAGAUUUCUUUCCCACCUCCAAAUUGCUCCAUUAUCUGCAAACAGCUAUUUCCCAAUGUCUACUCAGCGAGCUAAACAAGCCAUUAAUCAGGACAUUAAAAGGAUGGGGCUAAUAACACAGCCUUGAGGAAUGCCAUUCUCACCCCUACCGACGCAGACGGGAUAGACCCAACUCUCACCUGAAUAGUCCUUCCAUUUAGGAAGUCCUGAAUCCAAUUUCAAAUUCUCCUGCUUAUCCCUACCUCAUAUUUAGGAAUCAACGCCAUUCUCCCCACAGCAUAUCAUAAACCUUCUUCAUAUGGUAAAUGGCUGGGUAUAGCACCUUCUAGGGUUCUAGAACCCACCAAGGCACUUCACAUCACAUCCAGUCAUUUGCACACACACAUUCACACGCUGGUGGUGAUGAGUUACACUGUGGUCACAUCUGCCCUAGGGAACACUGGCACCAUACUUCCAUCCGAUCAUCACCAGCAGUCAAGGCGGGUUAGGCUUCUUGCCCAAGGACUCGAUUUCCUCCAGUUACAAGAUGGGCAUUUAAUUACUUUGACAGUGUUGUCCCAUCGCUCAAUGAGCAAAGCUAAAAUUUCUUCCUUAUUCGCUAUCAUCUCUAACAUCCAGAUCCAAGCGCACAACUGCAUCCAUUAUAGGGCAACCUUGCCUGAACACAGUCUGAUAGGGCACAAAGUAACCUCGCUCCUCUAGAAUGUACACUAACUUAAUAAUUUGACAUACCACUGACAUUGGGUCUAUGGGUCUACAUCAGGCAUGUGGAACCCUGGUCCUCAAGGGCUGGUAUCCUGCAUGUCUUUGCUCCAACAAUUCUGAUUCAGUGGUUGCUCAUCAAGCAGCUCAUCAAGCUCUGCAGAAGCCUGUUAAUCACCUACUGAUUAAAAUCAGAUGUGCUGAAGCAGAGUUGAAACCAAGAUAUGCUGGAUAGCAGCCCUCGAUAGACCUGGGUUCCCCACCCCUGGUCUACAUGAACCUGGAUCAUUAGGUUUCCUCCCUGGCUUCAAAUUAGGGGUUUUUAUUGCAUGUUUCCUUUCAGAAGGUAAAUGACCAGACUCUUGCAUGCCAUUUAUCACUGACACAACCUCCUCGGAAGUGAAGGUAAAUGUGGGUUUAGAGGUGGCGAGUGCAUGAAGAGAUGGAGGAGGAUGAGGGACAAAUUUGUCCGUGUUAUAAAGUCUCUUAUAUACAUAAACACAAUAUAAACACGAUUAAAUAUACUAUUUUGGACUGAAUACAUGACAGGAUACCACAGAAAAGCGCUGCGCCCUCUGCUGUCCUGGAGGGGAAAUGCUUUGCAGCACUCCCAGGAGAUGAGCGCUUCUGUCUAUCGGUGUUUGUCUCUCCCUGGUGGAGCUGACGCAGAAGCAUACACCAAGCAGAGGGAGACAGAGCAGACAUGAGGAGUCUGUGCAGCUCAGAGUCUGCCGAGGAGCGUAACAACUACGCAGUUCCCUGACAGAGAUUAGUAAAGGUCAUGUGAAGCUGAGUGGUGUCAAUGUGAGAGCCCCAGUGUACCUGGUAAACGCUACAGUCUAUUCUAAAUUCAUAUCCCUGCAACUGUGUCUGGUGCAUCCUGGGAUUCUUCCUCUACCUUCACGUCUUAACAGGAAUGUGCGGUUUAUCCAGCUCGCUCUACCUGUGUUUGAAUCAGGCACAUUUAACUUUAACUUCAUUGCAGCUCAACUGUUUCAACGUGGCUUCUAUCUGUUUCAUGAAGUUUAUGUUUCAUAUCUAUUUAAAUGUUUUAAUGUCACCUGUUGUUUUAUAUUGUGGUUAUUUGCCUGAUUGCAUUUUAAAGGAAAUGUGAGAUUUUGCAGGAUGUUCUGAGUUCAAGGUUCUGUUAAAUAAAGUUUGAUACUGGA
Nothobranchius furzeri (turquoise killifish) is the source of this 7404-nucleotide messenger RNA. RefSeq names its product zinc finger protein OZF. Gene Ontology annotation, molecular function: RNA polymerase II cis-regulatory region sequence-specific DNA binding; DNA-binding transcription repressor activity, RNA polymerase II-specific. Lineage: Eukaryota; Metazoa; Chordata; Actinopteri; Cyprinodontiformes; Nothobranchiidae. The record is from RefSeq and is a predicted model, not a curated record. Gene Ontology annotation, cellular component: nucleoplasm. Gene Ontology annotation, biological process: regulation of transcription by RNA polymerase II.